Messenger RNA from Brassicogethes aeneus, 1426 nucleotides. Lineage: Eukaryota; Metazoa; Arthropoda; Insecta; Coleoptera; Nitidulidae. The record is from the annotation of a GenBank genome assembly.
AUGAAGCGCACACCCGAAGCAGUCACUGAAAUAAUAAAAACACACCUCGAGGCAAACGGCCAUAAAAUCGCGAACGACAGUGAAAAUUGGUGCAUUAAAAAAUCGAGUCUAGGCGGCCUGGGAGUAUUCGCGACAAAAAACAUCCAACCAGGUGAUUUUAUCUUCAAAGAUUAUCCUGUAAUAAUUGGGCCAAGGUCGAAAAUCAACAAGGAUGUCUGUGUUGUUUGUUUUAAAGAUGAACCGAUUUUGUGCUCAAGAAAUUGUCACCUACCGGUGUGCUCAAAAGAAUGUGAAAAUUCCAAAAUUCACUUGCAAGAGUGCGAGUUGAUACGGAAAUGGUCGCAAAAGAAAUGUGAAAGUGGUUAUAAUAACUUAAUAAAGUACAUAACGCCGAUAAGAACGUUAUUUUUAAGUGAAAACGAAGAAAAAAUUGUGAAAUCUCUACAGGGACACAAAGGUAGUCAGCAUGGAUUUGAAGUAGAUGCGUUAAGCUACAAAUACGGCAUGGUAUUUAGUAAGGAAGAGGAACAUUUUAUGAAAUUGGCCUGCAGAGUUAUGGAUUCCAACGCUUUUGAAGUCAUUAUUGACGAUAAAGACAACCAAUCAGGUGUGCGAGGCUUAUACCCGCUAAGCGCUCUGUCCAACCACGAUUGCUCCCCAAACACCUUUUACACAUUCGACAAGGACCACUGGAUGAUAUUAAGGGCAUCCAAACCAAUACAAACGGGAGAAGAAAUAUGCAACACAUAUGUAAAGAGACUAUGGGGUACCCUCAACCGAAAAUUAAUGCUUGAAAAAUCCAAACAUUUUUCUUGCACGUGUAAGAGGUGCAGGGAUCCUACCGAGUUUGGGUCCUAUGUGAGUGCCAUGAGGUGCUCUUUUUGCAAGGUUGGAUUUAUUCUACCGAUAAAUCCGUUGGAUAUCAAUUCCAGUUGGAUUUGUGAUGUGUGUGCGAGUAAGACAAAUUGUCAAAAAGUUGGUAAAAUAUUGUCGCUGCUUGGAAAUACGUUGGCUAGUUUUGGAAACGAUGAUGUGGAAAUUAUGAUGAGAUUUUUGAAUGGCAAAUUAUUGGAUUUCGUUCACGUUAAUCAUUACAUUGUCUUGGAACUUAAAUGUAAAGUUAUUUUUAUUUUGGGAAAUAGAAAAAAUUAUGAAUUACAAAAUAUCUCAGACAGUUUAUUGGAAUUAAAACAUCAAUACUGCAGGGAUUUCUUAAAUCUUACUGAAAAACUACGGUUGGGAUACUUUACAUAUAGAGCCCAAAUUAUUUCGGAAUUAGUUUCCACAUUAAAAGAGGAGAGUCGAAGAAAAAAUAACACAAAAACUGAGGAAAUGGACAAGGAAAUUAAUAUGCUAUUAAAUGAUUUAUAUUUAGUUUCACAAAAUGAAUUUUGUUCGGAUAAAUAAAAUCAAUUGAAUAAAACUU